AUGGCUUCAGGCAGUUCUGACGAUGCUUCCACCAACCAGGACGUUGAAACUGAGUGGGAUGCAAUCAUAAGCCCCGAGGAUGAAAUUUCUUCUUGGUGGUUAGAUUAUUCAAUUCCUUCACCGAGCGAUGACAUAGCUCUGCACAACACCUCGGCGGUUUUCGAUAAUGGCCUGAACAUCGAUUCGUGGAUGACUCAAUCUAUCAACGAUUCGGUCUUCCUCGACUACACUCAAGGACCGACCUCGAAUCACGCUGUGUCGAGUGCCGUUCAAAGCAUAGAGCAAUUGUCCAUUUCGGAGGAUAGUCUCAGCUCAGUGGAACGACAUUUUGUGCAUCCCAAUAUAAAUCUGCAUGGACAUUUCUACUUUUUCCCACAGGAACAUAGUUUUGGAGCCAACGGUCAUGUCGCACUCAACAAUCACUUCGAAAAUCAAACCGGCCCAAGUGACCACAACGAUUUUGGGAAUUCAGUGGAUGUUUUCGAGGAAUUCGAUAUCCCGGCACAAGCGACUGGAUUAGCUACUCCAUACGAACAAACUGCUCUGGUGAACAGCGAUCAACAACUGGAAUUUGAAAGCACUGCCACAGCGGAUAUGUCUACCUCCAACUCAGCACAACUUCUUCCCGUUCUCGGUGCAUCGGCAUCCCACCGAUCCAACAGCAACACCACCUCGUUCACGUGUCCUCAUCCCGGAUGCGGGCAGACAACGGCGAGGCUAUCCGAUCUUCAUCGACACCAACGAAAGCAUGAGAUCCCGCAGUACCCCUGUCCAUUUCUCGGUUGCAACCGUCGUGGCCACAGAGCCUUUGACCGUACCGACAAGCUCAAUGAGCACCAGCGAAGAGUGCAUCGCGUGAACGUCUGA
Molecule: messenger RNA, 867 nt
Organism: Glarea lozoyensis ATCC 20868
Lineage: Eukaryota; Fungi; Ascomycota; Leotiomycetes; Helotiales; Helotiaceae
Product: C2H2 and C2HC zinc finger
Exons: 1
Coding region: 1-867 (288 amino acids)
Biological process (GO): regulation of transcription by RNA polymerase II
Cellular component (GO): nucleus
Source: RefSeq, a predicted model, not a curated record